AUGCGCUUUCCCUCCUUCCCUACCAUCGUCCGCACCUUCUACCUCUUCGGCAACGCCACCACUCGCCGCCUUCCCACCACCUCUCUCCGCCAGCCAACCCUCCGUUCUAUACCAACCAUUCCCUUCCUGGGCUCUCUAUUCGGCACUUCUACCAGAAACAACAUGUCCUACCCCGUCCAGAAGACCGACGAUGAAUGGCAGGCCGUCCUGUCUCCUGAGCAAUUCCGCGUCCUCCGCAAGCAAGGCACCGAGGCGCCAUACGCCGGAGAAUACGACAAGCACAUGCCCUCGAGCGGCACAUACAAUUGCGCCGGCUGCGACGCCCCACUCUACACUGCGCAGCAAAAGUUCAAGUCCGGCUGCGGCUGGCCGGCAUUCUUCGACACGGUGCCUGGCGCCGUUGUUCGCCACACGGACAACAGCUUCGGCAUGGAGCGCACGGAGAUCGUUUGCAGUAACUGCGGCGGCCAUUUGGGGCACAUCUUCAAGGGCGAGGGCUACCCGACGCCGACGGACGAGAGGCAUUGCGUCAACAGCAUCAGUCUGAAGUUCAAGAAUGACGGCGAGAGUAAAGUAUAG
This is a messenger RNA of Aplosporella prunicola CBS 121167, 579 nucleotides long. RefSeq lists its product as uncharacterized. Gene Ontology annotation, molecular function: peptide-methionine (R)-S-oxide reductase activity. Gene Ontology annotation, biological process: protein repair; response to oxidative stress. The coding region runs from base 1 to 579 and encodes 192 amino acids. The transcript is spliced from 2 exons. The record is from RefSeq and is a predicted model, not a curated record. Lineage: Eukaryota; Fungi; Ascomycota; Dothideomycetes; Botryosphaeriales; Aplosporellaceae.